UCGGUUCAUUUUGUGACACGUAGCGUAGUCAACACCUGCUAACGUAACUGCCUUUGCUGUUAACUUGAUGCUAGCGACAGACAAGCGAAAGUAACCAAAGUAACCUGGCUAAUGUUGUUACUGCAGCUGUGCGACGUAACUUAGACUCAAAUAGGAGGGUAACGCAUCUGAUCGCAGAGUUAUCCAACCCCACGGUGCACAUGAGAGACCCUCAGAGGGUGAAGGAGAUCCUGCAGUCCAUGCAGAAGGCUGGCUCCAACACCAUCCAGGUGAUCUCAGACUUUGACAUGACACUAACAAGAUUUGCAUAUAACGGGAAGCGGUGUCCCACUUGUCACAACAUUCUGGACAAUAGCAAGCUUAUCACCGAGGAAUGCAAAGAAAAGUUGAAGGACCUGCUCAACACAUAUUACCCCAUAGAGAUCGACUGUGCGCGGUCAAUAGAGGAGAAGCUGCCCCUCAUGGUGGAGUGGUGGACUAAAGCCCAUGAACUUCUGGUGCAGCAGAAGAUCAAGAAAGACCUGCUGGCCAUGGUGGUGCGGGAGUCUGAUGCCAUGCUGAGGGAUGGCUACCAGCUGUUCUUUGACCACCUGCAUAAACACAGCAUCCCCCUCCUCAUCUUCUCUGCUGGAAUCGGAGACAUUCUAGAGGAGGUGAUUCGCCAGGCUGGAGUCUUCCACCCCAACGUCAAAGUCUUCUCUAACUACAUGGACUUUGAUGAGACUGGAGUGUUGAAGGCUUUCAAGGGAGAGCUGAUCCACAUCUACAACAAGAGGGAGGGCGCUCUGCUCAACACAGGCCACUUCCAGGAGCUGCGGACGCGGCCGAACGUGCUGCUGCUGGGAGACUCUCUGGGAGAUCUGACCAUGGCCGAUGGGGUGCAGGACAUGGAGAACAUCCUCAAGAUCGGCUUCCUCAAUGACAAGGUGGAGGAGAGGAAGCAGUCUUACUUGAACUCGUAUGACAUUGUGCUGAUGAAGGACGAGACCAUGGAUGUCCCUAACGCCAUACUGCUCUACCUCACCGGCAACAAGUGAACUGAGGAAGUGGUUCCUUUCACUGGCCAAUUAGUAUUGGGCAAUCCAGUGCCACACAGAGGACAUGUCGUCUGCUGAGGAAGUCCCGGUCCAGAGGGUGCAAGCAGAUUAAUUGCAACCAACUAAGAAUGUCUACUUCUGUCUUUUUUUUUUUUUUUUUUUUUUUUUUUAAAUAUGUUUUACAUAUUACUAAAAGCCACAUUUGUGUGAAUGUGUCUGGAUUUGUCUUUUUUUUUUUUUUUUUUUUUUGCCAGACUAUACUGUAUGCUGAAAUCUGAUGUGCAUCUCAUCACCCCACGAGCUAUUUGGCCUUCCACUCAUGUUCAUAGUCAAGCUGCUUUUCAGAUGAAGCUGGGUUGCACAGUUUUCAGUGCCCAGUUGACCUUACUGUUGUGGUGGAAGCCAAACUUUACUGAUGAUAUACACAGUCUACCUAAUGUGCACAAUGUAGUGUAAUGUGUGCAUGCAGCUAUGGUUGUUUGGAUUUGUUCUCUGUAUUCUGGAGGAAGGAGGUUUUCCUAGGCAGCGGUUAUUGUCUUGUUUUCAGAUUCUUAUAUUUGACUUAAAGGAUAAAGGGAAAGGAAAUCACACAGAAUGAAGGGCAACACUUGACUUUUGUAAUUUGGUUUGAAAUGUCAGUUUGAAAAUGUAAUACCCAUUAAUUGAAGUAGAUUUCGUCAAAUUUUCUCUGUCAGUGUUUUACAAUAUCAAGUCCUCCAAUUCAAAUUUUUCCUGUGUGAUUCAAUAUAGAUGUUUUUUUUGUUGUUGUAUGGAAACGGUUAUCUCUUUUGUGUAACACCACAGUGCAGCCAAAUGGUCAACUAGGACAACUGCACUUAAUUUAAAGGAAAGAAAAGCAAAGGCAACACACCAAUCUUAAUCGAAUGCAUGAUCUCCUUAAGGCUGUUUACUAAUCCAAGACAACUGGUUGUCAAAAGGACUGCCAACUCGACUGUGUCAUUGUUUUUCUUGAGAAUUUACACCCACUUCACCUUAAUACCAUCCACUCCAGUCCAUGUUACAUCAGAGCAAUGUUGAGCUGCCAAUAGGACAAAUAUUCCUAAACAUAGUUGUGUAAACUCUGUGCUUCUGAGGAGAAACGAUGCAAAGAUGUUCUCUUGUAACACUGUAAUUCUUGAGUGUUCAGUAUAGAAACCGAUGACAAACAUUUCUUGUCUUCGUGGACAAUGUGGUUGCCACGCACAGUGAUUCAUCCAUUUUAUUUUCUCUUCAUCUGUCCUAGAGGUUACCUCUUAACAUGCUCCAGCUUGUCUGAAAUAAAAUAUGACUCCAUCUG
Molecule: messenger RNA, 2334 nt
Organism: Myripristis murdjan (pinecone soldierfish)
Lineage: Eukaryota; Metazoa; Chordata; Actinopteri; Holocentriformes; Holocentridae
Product: cytosolic 5'-nucleotidase 3
Exons: 9
Coding region: 201-1037 (278 amino acids)
Cellular component (GO): cytoplasm
Molecular function (GO): magnesium ion binding; 5'-nucleotidase activity
Source: RefSeq, a predicted model, not a curated record